AUGGCGUCGUCGAAUCUGAUAGUGAACGUAAAUAACCUGGAAAAAAUAGAGAAUUUCCUAAACGAUUCCACGUACAAGGAGAUAAUUGAAAACAGUGAAACGUUCAACACGCGGUUAUGCCUCGAACGACGCCUUCGGAUGCCGUUUCUCGACCCUCAGACGGGUGUUGCUCAAAAUCAUUGUGCGCUGUUUAUGCAUAGCCGCCACCGGAUCCCCGGCCUGAAGAAUGGACAGGUGUACAGUUAUCCGGCUGCCCGCUGGCGUAAAUCCCGUCGGCAGUAUCUGCUGCAAAAACCGCACCCGCCCUUCCCGGCGUACACGCACCGGCCGUUUGGUCAUUUGCAGCCGGCGCCUCCACCAUCGAUUCUGCCCGGCGGAGGCGUAGGCGUGGACCGAAGCGGCAGCGGCACCGGUGGUGGCAAUAGCACCUACGAUUCGGAAAACUCUAACCUGGAUCAAUCGAGUGCAGUCGAUGCUUCAGAUCUGAAAGAGCACGAGUCGGAGAAAGUGGGUAAAGAUUGGUACUACGACGAGAUGGAAAUGCACGACAUGGAAUCGUUCGAAGACCACGAUCUGCCCGACUCCGACUGUGACUACGAGGAAAGCUUCAGUCAGCGAAAGAAAAAGAGCAAGAGCGCCCGUAGUGGUGGGGGUGGAGGCGGCGGGGGCUCUGGUGGGGGGCGCAAUAAGUCGGGCGGUUCCUCCUUAUCGGACGCGAAUAAUCGGCGUGGUGGCAGGGGCGGCGGACGGGGCCGAGGACGCAAAUCGCAAGGUAUUGGGGGCGAGCUGGGUCCCAGCUUCAAGGAUAUGGUGGAAACACCGAAGAAGAACCGUGUUCAAACACUACCCAACCUCACACCCCAAUCGAACAGCUCAUCCCCAUUGACCCUGCCCGGAGGAGGAGGAGGAGGCGGAUCCGAUGAGCUCCCGAUGCCGGAACUGGUGCCGGAAGUGAAAAGCGAGAGUGGCGGCGAACCAACGGAUGGAACGGGACCACCGAAGCUUGGCAGCAACCGUCCCGGGGUGACCGCUAACCAUGCCACUGGACCGGGGACCAACAGCUCCCCAGGUGGCCACAUGGGCGUCAUGAGCGGUCUAGGCCCAACGGUUGGUGGGCCUCCGCCAGCGCCAGCCAUUGGCCCCGGGCCGGGCCCCGGAGCAUGCGCUCCGGUCGGAGUAAUGGAGAAAAGCCGCGCUGUGCCAUCGCCCUACUGUGACUUUUGUUUGGGUGAUGCGCGGGAAAACAAGAAAACAUUCGAACCGGAAGAACUAGUGUCCUGUUCGGAUUGUGGUCGAUCGGGCCACCCGUCUUGUCUGCAGUUCACGGCAAAUAUGAUCAUUUCCGUGCGCAAGUAUCGAUGGCAGUGUAUCGAGUGCAAGUACUGUACUAUUUGCGGUACGUCCGACAACGACGAUCAGCUGCUGUUCUGCGAUGACUGUGACCGCGGGUAUCAUAUGUACUGCCUUUCGCCACCGCUCGUUUCGCCACCCGAGGGUUCCUGGAGCUGCAAGCUGUGCAAAGAAGAGUUCCACAAACCCAAGUAAAAAUAAAAGAACGACUUUGCGCGGCAAUAGGCAGCUUGCAUUGACCGUGGCGGCUGGGACCUGGAAUGGCCGAGAUCGAGAAGAGGACAGUGCGUUGGCAAAAUUGUGUGAUGGCAAAUGCACAAAAACUAACUACGAUGUGUAGCGUGAAUUCGCCAUGCCGCUAGGACUGGGACUCCUCUGCCACACGGUCCACGGCGCAGGUAUUAAUCACAAAGCGACAAUUUAGUAUUAAGUGUGAAAACACAAGCAAUUGUACUAUGACUUCGAAACCGGGUCGAUCGUUCGUUCGAUCGUAUCGAUAUUAACUGUCUCACUAGGUAACUAUCGCACAUGCUCAAAAGAAGGGAAAAAAAGAAAACAAAAGAAAAAUGGAUACAAAAAUUCGUAAAAAAGAAAACCAAUACACAGGCGUCGCAUAGUGCGCUCGUGCAAUAGUAAUAAUCCCUCGUAUCAGCUCCGUGUCG
Messenger RNA from Anopheles nili, 2012 nucleotides. It is a transcript of the gene d4, whose product is annotated as zinc finger protein DPF3. The record is from RefSeq and is a predicted model, not a curated record. The transcript has a single exon. The coding region runs from base 1 to 1545 and encodes 514 amino acids. Gene Ontology annotation, biological process: nervous system development. Gene Ontology annotation, cellular component: nBAF complex. Lineage: Eukaryota; Metazoa; Arthropoda; Insecta; Diptera; Culicidae.